This is a messenger RNA of Exophiala aquamarina CBS 119918, 1137 nucleotides long. RefSeq lists its product as uncharacterized. Gene Ontology annotation, molecular function: catalytic activity; pyridoxal phosphate binding; molybdenum ion binding. The transcript has 2 exons. The record is from RefSeq and is a predicted model, not a curated record. NCBI's taxonomy places the organism in Eukaryota, Fungi, Ascomycota, Eurotiomycetes, Chaetothyriales, Herpotrichiellaceae. The coding region runs from base 1 to 1137 and encodes 378 amino acids.
AUGGCGGAGGACGGGUUGAGCGUGAAAGCGAUCUACACCUAUCCGAUCAAGUCGGUUCGAGGCAUCUCCCUCCCCAGUUUCUCGGCCAUGUACACGGGCUUCCCGCACGAUCGGCAGUUUAUGCUGUACUCGGUUGCCAAAGAUAAGAACAUGCACAUAGCUGAAUUCACCGAGAUGUGUCUGUUCACCACCGCUUUCGCGGACGACCCAUCGUCAGCGUCACCGAGCAAAGUGAUCGUCACGUACACCAAGGACCAUGCUUUCGAUAAGCCAGACCAGAUGGUCAAGGAUGAUCCCUUGGAGAUUGAUCUCGCUCCGGAUACCCAGGGGCUCGACACGUUCGAAGUCACCAUGCAUUCCAGUCCAACAACAUGCCAUGACAUGGGUGCCAAAUACAAUGACUGGUUUAGUGAACGAUUUGGCCAUCAGGUAAAACUCUUAUAUAUCGGUGAGAACCGGCGGAAGAUUCUCGGGAAUAUGCCGCCGUCGGUCGCGGGCAAACAGCGCGAUGAAUUGAACCAGACAGCCGGGACCGCACGGUCGGGAGGCUCUUGGUUGAGCAGCAUCGCUUCAGCCACGAGUAGCGUGGUAGGGACACUGCUGGGAACGCAGCAGUACGACGGGGAAGAUCAUGGACUUUCCUUCGCAGAUGUGGCGCCGUAUCUCGUCAUCAGCACCAAGAGUUGGGAGGACGCCCAGAGAAGACUUCCUGAGGGUGAAGUCAUGGACAUCUCCAAGUUCCGUCCCAACAUCAUUGUGCAAGGGGCCAAAGACGAGUAUGAAGAGGAUUACUGGGCCGAGCUGCAAAUCGGGGAUCAGGAUCCAGGAGCCAAGUUCGUCUUGACGCAGAAUUGUGCGCGGUGCAACAGUCUGAACGUAGACUACAACACCGGCAAGGUUGCCGAAAGCGAGGCCGGCAAGAUCCUCAAGAAACUCAGCUCCGACCGUAGGGUAGAUCCAGGGGCAAAGUGGAGUCCGGUCUUUGGUAGAUACGGGUUCUUAGCAAAGGUUCCAGAGGGAAAGAAUGCGGCGGAAGUCAAAGUCGGCGACCAGGUGAGGGUGGUGCGGCGGAACGAUACAAGGACUCACUUUGGUAUUUAUGAUUUCCCCCUUCCAAACCAAGACUUGCUGUGCUGA